Molecule: messenger RNA, 963 nt
Organism: Triplophysa rosa
Lineage: Eukaryota; Metazoa; Chordata; Actinopteri; Cypriniformes; Nemacheilidae
Gene: tmx3b
Product: thioredoxin related transmembrane protein 3b
Exons: 11
Coding region: 13-948 (311 amino acids)
Biological process (GO): peptidyl-cysteine oxidation
Cellular component (GO): endoplasmic reticulum
Molecular function (GO): protein disulfide isomerase activity
Source: RefSeq, a predicted model, not a curated record
AAAGACAACAGAAUGGAUGACAUUUGGCUGGUGGAUUUUUAUGCACCAUGGUGUGGUUAUUGCAAGAAACUUGAGCCAGUGUGGCAGGAGGUAGGAGCUGAGCUAACACGUUCAGGGUCACCAGUCCGAGUGGGCAAAAUGGAUGCCACUGCAUAUUCAGGUGUGGCCUCUGAGUUUGGCGUGCGAGGAUACCCCACGAUUAAACUGCUGAAGGGGGAGCUUGCCUAUAAUUACAAGGGCCCAAGAACCAAAGAUGACAUAAUCGAGUUUGCCAACCGGGUAGCAGGACCAGCUGUGCGAUCCCUCCCAAGCAGACAGAUGUUUGAACAUAUAUUAAAAAGGCAUAAUGUGUUGUUUGUGUAUGUUGGUGGGGAGUCGCCUCUCAAAGAGAAAUACAUUGAGGUGGCAUCUGAGCUCAUCGUGUACACGUAUUUCUUUUAUGCAUCUGAAGAUAUCUUAACUGAGUCUGUUACUUUGCCGGAAUUACCUUCAGUGCUUGUUUUUAAAGAUGGAACCUAUUUCACAUAUGAUGAGUAUGAAGAUGGAAGCUUGUCAUCCUGGGUAAAUCGGGAGCGUUUUCAAAGUUACAUGCAGAUCGAUGGCUUUACACUCUAUGAGCUGGGAGAAACAGGUAAAUUGGUGGCAAUUGCAGUUACUGAUGAGAAGGAUCAAACAGAGCAGAGUGUCAGGUUAAAAGGUUUUGUCCAGAGAGUUGCUACUGAGAACAAGGAACAGUUUAACAGGGAUUUCCAGUUUGGCCACAUGGAUGGUAAUGACUACAUCAACAGCCUGAUAAUGGGGUCAGUAUCUCUAGAGCAUUAUUUAAAGCAGCCAAUGUCAUUGUUUCCUGUAUUUGUUUUCUUAUUUUAUUCUUUCUCUAGCGUUACGGCCUUAAAGUUUACAGUAAAGACCAAAAACGAUAACUAUAAAGAUAACUGUAAUGGUUAAAUAUAGCUGCAAAUA